Magallana angulata is the source of this 2075-nucleotide messenger RNA. Its product is annotated as RNA polymerase-associated protein LEO1-like. NCBI's taxonomy places the organism in Eukaryota, Metazoa, Mollusca, Bivalvia, Ostreida, Ostreidae. Gene Ontology annotation, molecular function: RNA polymerase II C-terminal domain phosphoserine binding. The record is from RefSeq and is a predicted model, not a curated record. Gene Ontology annotation, biological process: transcription elongation by RNA polymerase II; positive regulation of transcription elongation by RNA polymerase II. Gene Ontology annotation, cellular component: nucleus; Cdc73/Paf1 complex. The transcript is spliced from 13 exons. The coding region runs from base 41 to 1975 and encodes 644 amino acids.
AUCGAAUUUUUUGAGUAUGAGUUAAUAUUAUAAAAAAAAAAUGGCGGAUCCGGGAGAUAUUUUCGGUAGUGGGGCAGAGAGCGACGAAGAGAGUCACGGAUCCCCAGCAAGUGGAAAUGGAAGUCAUCAUUCAGAGAGUCCAGUUGGAAGUCCUGCUGGGUCAGGGAGUCCAGCCCACAGUGGGUCUCCUCCAAACAGCCCAGGGGCAGGGUCUGGAUCACCCACCAGUCAUCACUCUGGAUCUCCAGAAAGGUCCCAGUCAGCUACUCCAGUUGGAUCUCCAGCAUCUCACAGGUCAGGGAGCCCAAGAAGUGGAUCUGGUUCACCAGCAAGGAGUGGGUCUGGAAGUCCUAGAAGUAGGUCAGGUUCUCCAGUAAGAAGUGGUUCAGGUUCACCUGCUAGAAGUGGUUCAGGUUCACCUGCUAGAAGUGGUUCAGGUUCACCUGCUAGAAGUGGUUCAGGUUCACCUGCAAGAAGUAGGUCUGGAUCUCCCGCAAGAAGUGGAUCAGGCUCACCUGCUAGGAGUCGAUCUGGCUCACCAGCAAGAAGCAGAUCAGGAAGUCCUAGGAGUAGAUCAGGAAGUCCUAGAAGCAGAUCAGGAAGUCCAAGGAGCAGAUCAGGAAGUCCUGCUAGGAGUGGGUCUGGAUCACCUGCAAGGAGCAGGUCUGGCAGUCCAGCAAGAAGCAGGUCCAGAAGCAGGUCACGAAGUGGAAGCCCAGCUCAGCAUUCAGGAAGUGACAGUGGGUCAGACAUUGGUAAAAAGAAGAAGAAGCAGAAAAAGGAAGGGUCAGGAUCAGAUUCAGAUAAUGAUGUCAAUGCUACAGUUGGUGAUUUAUUUGGAGAUGCUGAUGACAUUAGCUCAGAUGAGGAGGCCAAGACAAGGAAGUCUGAUGCUGAAGAUGAUGAAGGAGGAGGCUCUGAUAGGGAGAGACAGGCUCCUGUAAUUGAUGAUGAUGAAGAACAGGUAGAAGAGGAAGUGCCAGAAACAAGAAUUGAGGUUGAAAUUCCUCGCAUCAUGACAAACCUCGGAAAAAUUCUGCAUUAUGUGAAACUGCCAAACUUUCUUAGUGUGGAAACAAGGCCUUAUGAUAAUCAGACCUAUGAAGAUGAAAUCGAUGAAGAUGAAGUGUUAGAUGAAGAAGGAAGAGCUCGGCUUAAGUUAAAGGUAGAGAACACAAUUCGCUGGAGAAAGAAAAACAACGAAGAUGGAACAGAAGCCACUGAUGAGCUUGGUAAACCCAUCAGAGAGAGCAACGCCCGUGUUGUCCGCUGGUCGGAUGGCAGCAUGUCUCUUCACCUGGGAAAUGAAAUCUUUGAUGUGCACACCAUGCCGAUACAGGGCGACUUCAACCACUUGUUUGUCAGACAGGGAACCGGUCUCCAGGGACAGAGCAUAUUCAAAACAAAACUAGCAUUCAGACCUCAUUCAACAGAAUCCGCUACGCACAGAAAGAUGACAUUGUCUUUAGCAGACAGAUCAACUAAAGCACAAAAAGUCAAGGUCCUUCCAAUCUCAGGUCGUGACCCUGAUGCUCAUAGAAGUGAAAUGAUUAAGAAAGAAGAAGAAAAAUUACGAGCCUCCAUUCGAAGGGAAAGUACCAGGCGGAGGAUGAAAGAGAGAAGUCUGCAUCGUGGCCUCAAUGCCCGCUACCUGGAAGAUGGAGAGGAUGAUGAUGAAGGCGGAGUGUCGCUGAAUGAUUUGAAGAAGGAGUACAAACAGAAACGGGCUGAUCGGUUGACGAUUUAUUCAUCUGACAGUGAUGACUCAUAUUCAGAUGGAGAGAAGUCUGGGCGACUGAUGAAGGCUAAGAGAGGUGGUAGUGAUGAGGAUUCUGAAGAAGAGAAAGGUCCAAAGAAGAAGGCGGCCAGGAUUGUGGAAAGUGACAGUGAAGAGGAAGGGGGAGGGGCAUCUCAAGAAGGGGGUGGGGAUCACAGUGAGGGAUCCAAUAAAGGCAGUGAUAUGGAAGAUGAUUGACAUUUUAUGAGACCAAGACUGUUGUUUAUGUUUCAUAUUGUUGUAAAUACAUGUAGAACCAUUGAUCAUGCAUCACUAAUAAAAACCAUAUUAAUAUAUA